Molecule: messenger RNA, 737 nt
Organism: Cyprinodon tularosa
Lineage: Eukaryota; Metazoa; Chordata; Actinopteri; Cyprinodontiformes; Cyprinodontidae
Product: sialic acid synthase-like
Exons: 4
Coding region: 69-722 (217 amino acids)
Biological process (GO): carbohydrate biosynthetic process
Molecular function (GO): N-acylneuraminate-9-phosphate synthase activity
Source: RefSeq, a predicted model, not a curated record
UUGCCAACUGCACUUUCCUGCAAUAUUUGCAUCCAUCAGCAGCAUUUAUUUCCCCCUUUACCACCAAGAUGCCUGUGGAGUUUGAGCUGUGCCCUGGCCGGAUGAUCGGAGGGAACCAUCCAUGCUUCAUCAUAGCUGAGAUUGGACAGAACCACCAGGGAGACAUCGAGAUAGCCAAGAAAAUGAUUAAAAUGGCAAAGGACUGUGGUGCUGAUUGUGCCAAAUUCCAGAAAAGUGAGUUGGAGGUGAGGUUUAACAAGCAGGCCUUGGAGCGUCCAUACACCUCCAAGAACUCCUGGGGGAAAACUUAUGGUGAACAUAAGCGCCACCUAGAAUUCAGCCAUGAGCAGUACAGGGAGCUGCAGAAAUAUGCAACAGAAGUGGGGAUCUUCUUCACUGCCUCAGGGAUGGACGAGAUGGCUGUGGAGUUUCUCCAUGAAAUCAAUGUCCCUUUUAUCAAAGUAGCAUCUGCAGAUGCCGACAACUUUCCAUAUCUUGAGAAGACAGCCAAGAAAGGCCGUCCCAUGGUUGUGUCCACUGGGAUGCAGUCAAUGGAGACAAUCCGUCAGGUGUACAAGACAGUGAAGCAGCACAAUGAAAACUUCACCAUCUUGCAGUGCACCAGCACAUACCCUCUGGACCCUGAAGAUGUCAACCUCAGAGUGAUCACGGUAAAUAGCUUAUUGUGCAUGAUUAUUCAGCGUAUCAAUAUAUCAAUAUAGGGCAGUCCUCCAUUG